AUGGUUUACGUCAGUUGGUCGGCGGCUGCGCUAUUGUGUGCAAGCUUUUUCUCGACGGUGGUGCUGGCGCAGUCGGCGAAGGACCUGUACGGGACUUGGUCGGCCAAGUCGAACCAGGUGUUCACGGGCCCGGGGUUCUACAACCCUGCGGACGAGCUGCUAAUUGAGCCUUCUCUACCGGGCAUAUCGUACUCGUUCACCGAGGACGGAUUUUUCGAGAUGGCCACGUACCGGGUGUCGGGCAACCCGCGGAACCUUGCGUGCCCCUCGGCGGUGAUGACCUUCCAGCACGGCAAGUACGAGAUCCUCGCCAACGGAACGCUGAUCCUGCGUCCGUUCGAAGUCGACGGGCGCCAGCUCGUCAGCGAGCCGUGCGUGGACAAGGGCGUGUCGACGUACCUGCGCUACAGCCAAGUCGAGACGUUCCAGCGCUUCGCGGUCGAGCUCGACGAGUACCACGGCAAGCACGCGCUGCAUUUGUUCCAGUUCGACGGCUCGCCGGUCCAGCCCCUCUACCUGGCUUACCGCCCGCCGCUCAUGUUGCCCACCAUCACGCUCAACCCGACGGACCACGCCGGGGCCACUGCUACUGCCGGCCCGGGGCACCGCAAGCGGAGCCUGGGUGAGCUGGUCCGCGCCGGCCUUCAGGACAAGCACAAGACCACGGCGGUCCGCAACCCCUCCCUGUUCAACGCCGCCUUCUACUGGUGGUGCAGCGCCGGCGUCAUCGCCGCCGGCACCGUUCUCUUCUUUAUGGUUUAG
This is a messenger RNA of Eremothecium gossypii ATCC 10895, 762 nucleotides long. RefSeq names its product Rot1p (gene ROT1). Gene Ontology annotation, biological process: budding cell apical bud growth; 'de novo' protein folding. NCBI's taxonomy places the organism in Eukaryota, Fungi, Ascomycota, Saccharomycetes, Saccharomycetales, Saccharomycetaceae. The transcript has a single exon. Gene Ontology annotation, cellular component: endoplasmic reticulum membrane; endoplasmic reticulum. Bases 1 to 762 code for a protein of 253 amino acids. The record is from RefSeq and is marked provisional.